Molecule: messenger RNA, 4436 nt
Organism: Acanthopagrus latus (yellowfin seabream)
Lineage: Eukaryota; Metazoa; Chordata; Actinopteri; Spariformes; Sparidae
Gene: gcgrb
Product: glucagon receptor b
Exons: 14
Coding region: 536-2137 (533 amino acids)
Biological process (GO): cell surface receptor signaling pathway; adenylate cyclase-activating G protein-coupled receptor signaling pathway
Cellular component (GO): plasma membrane
Molecular function (GO): gastric inhibitory peptide receptor activity; peptide hormone binding; glucagon receptor activity
Source: RefSeq, a predicted model, not a curated record
GACAGCGGACCAUGAAGCUCCGCUCAGUCCGACCCACGUCAGUCCGCUGCAGCAGGAGGGAGGUUUAACUUAGAGAGCUGAUUCAUAGAAAUCAACAGAGAUUAAACUAAAUAAAAGUGAGCCUUGUCAAAGUUGGACAGGGGCAAUUAUUGAGAACUUUCAAGUCCAGUCUUUCCUUUUUUUUUUCCUCCUUCUUCUUCUUUUUUUUUUCCAUUUUCUUUCUGCCUGUCUGUCUCUCUUUCCGUCUCUCUUUCCUCCCUUGUUUCUUUCUUUCCUUCCUUUACUUGUUUGCUUUCCCUCUCUCUCUCGCUCUGUCUCCGGACUCGGUCAUGGUGCUGGCUGUGCUCUCUGGACUUUACCCGCGGUGAUGGGCCGGGUCGGGAGAUGAGCAGCGGGCGGCGUGGGGGUGCCAGGUGCGCAAGAGGAGGUCUGGACGCUGAGGCCACAAGGUGAGAUAGGCCUGAGACCGCCUCAUGUGUCGGGUCUCCUCUGUGUUCUGGUCCCAACCGACCCCCAUCCUCCCAGCAUCAGUGGGAUGUCCCAGGUGUGUCUCUUCUUGUCCUUGCUUAUGCUCUGCAGCUGCACAAAGGUCUCCUCUACUAACUCCCUGGAGCUUGUGAAGGAGAAGUGGAACAUCUACAGAAUCCAGUGCCUGGACUACCUCAACGCCACACCCCCCGCCACAGGGCUGGUGUGUAACAGGACCUUUGACCUCUACGCCUGCUGGCCCGAUGGACUCCCAGGAACUACUGUCAAUGUCUCCUGCCCAUCAUUCCUGCCAUGGCACUCUAAAGUUAAGCAGGGUCUGGUCUACAGAGUCUGCACUGAAGAUGGCCAGUGGGCGCGAAAGAAUACGAGCGAAUGUGAGGACGACCCCAGUGAGCAGCACUACGGUCGCGUCCUCAGUCAGUUACGGAUCAUGUAUACCGUGGGCUACUCGCUCUCCCUCGGAGCUCUGCUGCUCGCCCUGGGAAUCCUCAUCACCUUCAGGAGGCUCCACUGCAUGAGGAACAACAUCCACAUGAACCUGUUUGCCUCCUUCAUCCUGAGAGCUGUGUCCAUCCUCGUGAAAGACGCCCUGCUGACCCUCACGCUGGACCCCAGGAGCAGCGGUGACACCCAGACGCAAGCCCUGGUCAACAUACCGGCUGUGACGUGGUGCCGUGGAGCCAUGGUGAUGAUGCAGUACAGCGUGAUGGCCAACAACUAUUGGCUGCUGGUGGAGGGCAUCUACCUGCACAGCUUGCUGGUCAUCACCGUGUUCAGCGAGAGGAAGUACUUCUACAUUUACCUGGCCAUUGGCUGGGGUGCGCCCCUCAUAUUUGUGUUGCCGUGGAUCACGGUGAAAUAUCUGUAUGAGGACGAGGAGUGCUGGGAGAGGAACAUUAACAUGGGAUAUUGGUGGAUCAUCCGUUUUCCUAUACUGUUUGCUUAUCUGAUAAACUUCGUCAUAUUUAUCCGAAUUAUCAAAAUCCUGAUGUCUAAACUCAGAGCUCACCAGAUGAGAUACACUGACUACAAGUUCAGAUUGGCAAAGUCGACUCUGACUCUCAUCCCCCUGCUGGGGAUUCACGCCAUCCUCUUCACCUUUGUCAUCGACGAGUCGGUCCCUAAAGGCUCCAUGCUGCGCCUCAUUCGCCUCUUCUGUGACCUGCUGUUCAACUCUUUCCAGGGCCUGCUGGUUGCUAUCCUGUACUGCUUUGUCAACAAAGAGGUGCAGUCUGAGAUGUUGAAAAAGUGGAAGCGGUGGAAGCUGGGUAAGGACAUUGAUGAGGAGUAUCGCCACACCCACAGCCACACGCCGCACAUCAAGAGCGGCAGCAUAGCCACUGGCAAUCUGCCCUAUCUCCAUGACAACAACACCAGCGACCCCAGCGGCGACUCGCCUCGCCUCAACAAAGCAGACAGGGCACCCUCGUGCUCGGCAGCACCCGAGGAGAACCGCCGACUGGUCGUCUCCUACAGCAACGGGACGGGGAAAGGCCGGCCCGCCAAGAGCAGGCACGCCCUGCAGUUCUCUUUCCUGCCACGCAGAGUCGCCGCCAGUCACAUCAGCACCGCCACAGAGGACGUGUGUCUGGAGGAGAAGGCGCAGUGUCGCUCAUACCCUCCAGAAGGAGAGGAGACUAAUGUCUGAGAACAGCCUCCUCUGGGCCCUCAUCACUUAUCACGAAAACUCUCUCACUGAUUGUGCUUGUCAUGGUUUCUGAUCAGUGUCUAUCAUGCGCCAAUGAGACGGCAUGGGUGUGAAGAGAACGAGGAGGGGACCCAAACAGAUCACCACCAUAUAACAUUGCAGGAAAACACAGUCACCCACCCAGGUGCAAAUUAAUAUUUAUUGGUUUUUGGACCUUUAGCAAAAAGCGCUUUUUGACUUCAGACAUCAGGAAUGAUUAAAUGUGUUAAAUGUGAUGUGUUAAAUGUGAUGUGUGUGCGCGCGCAUUUGGAGGACUGCUAUUAAACACUGACCCCACACAUAUCUUUCCAUCUAUACUGCUGUUGCCAAUGUGAGUCAAGCUUAUGGUGUGUCUGUUUGCAACAACGGUUGCUCAUUUGUGGUACUUUCUUGCAAAAAACCUCUUAGUGUCAAAUUUUGUACGUUUUUCCAGGUUUUUUUUUUUUUGGUGGGGUGACGGGGUUUAUGAACUGAAAGUGGAUUUCAGCAUGCCUGACUCUUGUUGUCUGGUUCAUGGAGAUCGGGAUGGCGGCAGAACUGAGCGACUGAACAGAGACCGUUGCGGAGGUCGGCUGCUUUGAUCAGAAAGACUGUGCUGUUGUGUUUAAAUUAUUCUUGGAUUCAAAUGAACAAAGCCAAACGAGAGACACAUCACAUACCGUGAUGAGUUCCACAUCAAUUGGGUACGUCAGGCACCAUAUCCAUUCUUUAACGCACAUCCCUGGCUUCCCUCUUUAUCUCGUCCAGUGGUUUCUCAAAGUGGGGUCCAGGAACCUGAAGGGGGUCCCAAGGGCUGACCAGCUAAAAAAACAAUAACAUUUUCACUUUCCCUCCUUGAGGAGGAAAAUAACUUGUGUGACUUUCUGUACAAAAAAUGACAGGCGACCCUGGGUACAAAACCAUAUGAAAUGGGGAGUCUGUGGUCUAAUGAAGUUUGCCAUCAUUUGUCAAGAUUGUCUUGACUGAAUGUUAUAAUAACAAUGGAGGAAUAUGGGUGAGACAGUAUUUAAGUGUAUAUAUGGUAUUAGAAGUGCACAGUACGCCUACAGCUCCUUGAUUCGUACAACAGGAGGCACAUGCCGAAGAUAUACCUGCUUUGUACCCAUGAUGGCUGGCUAGCACCGGGAUGUGACAGUGUCCAUGACAAAGACGUUAAAUUAAAUCUGGACAUAGCAUUGGAGGCAAAGCCCCAUUCAUUCCUAUGAAAGCUGUUCAGUGGCAUUUUGAGCUGGACAUCAAAAAAGCUGGACUUCCCAGGUAUAAAAAUACCGGGAUCUUCCCUGUUGUGCCGCCCGUGGAGUGUGAGCACGACAAACUUCUGGUUUAGUAGCCAGACUUUACACAUCUCAUUGGACCAAAUGGCAAAAAUUAUUAUUGUGAAACACGUCAUUUUUGUGGGGGUUGUGAUUCUAAAAAGAAGUUGUUGAAAGCAAAAUGUGCCCGCAGAACCACUUACAUCAUCACUGGAUUGAGAAAAUUUAAAACAUUAGGAUUCGGUUCAAAGAUGGACGAGGUUCAAUUUGGUGGUAUUUUCCAAAUGUGAUCGAUUUCAGUCCCACUGGAUCCUGCGAGGAUUCUUCACAAAGGGAUUCCUAAUGAACCUUUAGAGCAAGGAUGGUGCAAACAAAUAUUCUGUUUGAAGUGUAAGAGUGAGCACUAGAAGCUGUAAAUAUUGAUGAAAGUGAAUAUGAUGAAGACAAAGAUGGCUGGUUGGAAGGAUGUGUUGUAGUUCUGUGUUUUAUGUUUUCAGUCCAGGUAACUCAAUAAUGAAAAGUAUUCCCACUAAUUAUCUUGAGAAAAGACUCUUGUUUCACUGAACAUGAUUGUACCCGUCCUCUUAUUUAAAAUGUUGCAGUUGUCAGGAGUUGCUCACAAAGCAAACAAUGUCAUGAGAGAACGCAAAACGUUUUAUAUAAAAAGCCAAAUUGAUGUGUCUCGUGUGUCUCUGUGGAUCCAAUUAAACUGAAUUCUGUCGGCAAGGAAGUGUCAUCACAUACAUUGUGUCAAUUCAACAUAUAAGAGCAACAUUAGUGUUUCGAGAUAGUCGUCACUUACACACCUUCAACACAUUACUGACAUCCAAAGUUAAAAUGUUUCCCUGACAGUGUUUUCAAUGUUGGUUGAAAAAUGUUGACAAGUGAAUGACUCAGUGCAUAUCUUUGUGCAGUUAUUCCACAUCAUGUUUGUUUCAGCACGUUUCCACCGGAGAUGACUGCAACAUGAAAUAGAAUGACUCAGUCGUGUGUCGAAUUGAAUACAU